GUCAGUCGACGGUCUGCCGGCGAGUAGCGCGGACGCGUCGUCGUGACAUCCCGCGGCUGAGCGAGAAGUGUGUAAUCGCUUGGCGAGCCGUUGGCGAGAGGAAAGAGAGAUUUCUCCCCGCGCGCGCAUCGUCGUCGGUGCUACGGCUUGACGCGCACGGACAUCUCUCCCCCGUCCCGCUUCGCCCACCCCUCUCCAUCUCGUCUCGUGUCGUCGUCGUCGCCGCCGCCGCUGCCGUCCCGGUGUUCGAGCAGCGCCGCGGCGGUUCCCCUCUAUUGAUCGAAUUUGACCUGCGAAGUUUCCCCUAGCGCGUGUGUGCAGUACAGUGGCGGCCGGCAGUGGCUCUCGCGCUCGCGUUCCCGAGUGGUGCGGUUAAAUAAUCGUGAAUAGCCUCGGUAUGGCCGUGCCAGCGGCUUGCACGCGGUUCAGUGACAACUACGACUUGAAGGAGGAACUCGGCAAAGGUGCCUUCUCCGUGGUUCGACGAUGCGUGCAAAAGAGCACCGGGCAUGAAUUUGCGGCAAAGAUCAUAAACACCAAAAAGCUUUCAAACAGAGAUUUUCAAAAGCUUGAGCGUGAAGCACGGAUAUGUAGAAAACUUCAACACCCAAAUAUCGUGAGAUUGCACGACAGCAUACAGGAAGAGAAUUUUCAUUAUCUCGUCUUUGACCUAGUCACCGGCGGAGAACUGUUCGAGGACAUCGUUGCGAGGGAGUUCUACAGCGAGGCCGACGCCUCGCACUGUAUUCAACAAAUCCUCGAAAGCGUACACCAUUGCCAUCACAACGGAGUUGUGCACCGGGAUCUGAAACCCGAAAAUCUGCUCCUCGCGAGCAAAGCGAAAGGGGCGGCUGUAAAACUGGCAGACUUCGGGCUGGCGAUCGAAGUACAGGGUGAAGCCCAGGCAUGGUAUGGUUUCGCUGGAACGCCCGGCUACCUCAGUCCGGAAGUGUUGAAGAAAGAGCCGUACGGGAAACCGGUCGACAUCUGGGCGUGCGGUGUCAUCUUGUACAUCCUCCUCGUCGGCUACCCGCCAUUCUGGGACGAGGAUCAGCAUCGGCUUUACGCGCAGAUCAAGGCCGGAUCGUACGACUACCCGAGUCCAGAAUGGGACACCGUCACACCCGAAGCCAAAAACCUUAUCAAUCAGAUGCUGACGGUGAAUCCAGGAAAGAGGAUCACUGCUAGCGAAGCACUGAAGCAUCCAUGGAUCUGCCAACGUGAGCGUGUCGCAUCCGUGGUGCACAGACAAGAGACCGUGGACUGCUUGAAGAAAUUCAACGCAAGGCGCAAGUUAAAGGGCGCUAUACUGACGACCAUGUUGGCGACGCGGAACUUUUCCAGUAAGUAUGAUGCACAGGGUCGAAGCAUCAUAACGAAGAAGGGCGAUGGCUCUCAAGUGAAGGAAUCCACCGAUAGCAGCACAACGAUUGAAGACGAUGACGUUAAAGAGGAUAAGAAGGGCGGCGUCGACCGGAGCAGCACGGUCAUUGCCAAAGAACCCGAAGCUCUUGGCUCGUUGCAAGGUACACCUCCGAGCAGCCCCGCGACAAUGUCCGCCUUCUCCAAGGCGGUCGGCGCAGCCACGACCAUGCAAGCGAACAAGCAGGCCGGUACGGGCAACCCCCUCGGAAUAGCCGCGGUUCUUCUUCAAGGGACCCAAGAAAUAAGAAUCGUGUGUCCUAUCAAGACCUGCAGCCAGCUCUCGACCAACUCCCAGUGCUCAGCGCGCCGACAGGAAAUCAUCAAGAUGACCGAGCAAUUGAUCGAGAGCAUCAACACCGGAGAUUUCGAGGCGUACACGAAAAUCUGUGAUCCACACCUGACCGCGUUCGAGCCGGAGGCUCUAGGUAAUUUAGUCGAGGGAAUGGAUUUCCACAAAUUUUACUUUGAUAAUGCAGUCCUGGGGAAGAACUGUAAGGCCGUCAACACGACGAUCCUGAACCCUCACGUUCACCUGCUCGGCGAGGACGCCGCAUGCAUCGCGUACGUCAGGCUGACGCAAUACAUGGACAAACAAGGCGUAGCGCACACACAACAAAGUGAAGAAAGCCGCGUGUGGCACAAGAGGGACAACAAGUGGCAAAAUGUUCACUUUCAUCGAAGCGCGGUGACAGGCCCGUCGCCGUUCUCCUUCAAUCAUAAAUAAAUCGGCCGAGGUCCGGCCAGCUGCUCUCGGUGGACGCUCGUCAUCCCCGAUCGAGCGCGUACGAACGAACGUUAGGAACACGGAGCACACGAGCGAUACGAUCACACACACACAAGUAUACAUACACAUGUACAGAUGUACGUAGAGAAAAGCGGAGUUACGAAGAAAAUACACAACGACAUAGAACGUGGUGUCCGAGAGAGAAGAAACGUUGAAAAGUAACACGAAUACACACACCCCCCCCCACACACAUACAGACACGUACACACUCUUAAAAUUGUAGCAACUAAGCGCGACAAAAACCAAAACCCGCUAGAUGCCGCAAUCGCCGGCACGUAUUAUUCGCUCCAGUACCUGCUCAGCGUACUUACCUACACUUUUACGCGUGCACCGCGCCACGUGUGCCUCAGCCUCGACGAGGGAACCACGCGAAAGCGGGAUCAUCGGAAGCGCGAAAGAAAGACGGGUCGUUUGGUCGUCGGCCGACCGAUCGGUCGGUUGUUCAACAAACCGAGGCAGACGGGCACGCUUGUCCGCUGUCGGCUAAAGCGAGGGAGGAGAGAGAGAGAGAGGAGGGAAAAGUAGAAAAAUCUCGUCGCAUACACGCAUCCUCCGAGCUCGCUUUCUCGCCGAUCGGAGCGAACGGAGCAUCGGGAUGCUGCGCCGAGGCUGCGAGGAAGAGAUCGGCUGAUGAUAUGACCGCCGCAAUGGCAAAUAUGAACGGGGCAAACGGAGGUCAACGAGAUGUCACGCUAGAUCGAUGAGAGAGAGGGGGAUAAUGGAACCGCGAGCGCGAGCAAACGCGACCGCUCGCCAUCGAUGCUGGACGUCGAUACGGGCGACAACGUCAUACCGGAGGAGACCGAUUGUCGCACGGUUAAUAACCGGGAGAGACGCAGGACUGGCGAGGUUGAAGUCGCGGAGUUGUAUUCACCGAGAGAGAGAGAGAGAGAGAGAUUAGAGUCCGAUUGUGUACACACCGUAAGACGGAAGCAGAACGCCGGUAACGAACCAUCGUCCUGACGAGAGUCCAGCAGAGAGAGAGAGAGAGUGGAAAUCGUAGAGACCAGUGGAGAAUAUUCCGAAACAAGGGUCAAACAAGGCACGCGAGGAAACGGCACAAGAAGCCUGGACACGUUCGUUUACUCCGUGACCGUUCGAUGAAUAUUUCAGAGGAAGAUCUGCCGGAUGACCUCGAGAAAGUCGGGGAAAAUGCGGUCUCGUGCGGGAUCGUUUCUCGUUGGCGCAGUCGAAGGAUUGACAGGAACGAAGGGACGCAGGAAGAGGAAGCCGGGGGAUCGAUCGAUGCCGGGCAUCGACACAGGGUCAGCGACAGCGGUUGAGAUGGAACGAGAGGAGGAGGAGAUGGUGGUAUCGAAGUGCCAGGGUGGGAGAGGAAGGAAAACGGAGGCGGCGCCACGGUGGUGGUGUGCGGGCGGCAGGGUGGAAAUCGAAAAGCUCUCACCGAGCGUGGCGAGCGAAGUGGAAAGAGAGCGGCGCGUCCGUACUUCGCACGUAGAGCAGGACGACAUUCUUCCAGGUGAUUCCUUUCUUCGGCUCUCACUCUCGUCUCUCGCGGCAACAGCGAGCCGCGCGAGAGAGUUGUAUCGGCGCGCAUCACCCGCAGCGAGAUGCGAGACCCGUUGUGGAUCGUUGCGUAAGAGAGACUCGUCUCGUUUUUAUUACUUCAUUAACGAUAAGACUUUAACUCGAAGUUAGGAUUCUCGUAUAGUUAGGUUCGCGCACUUUCGACGCCCUCGACCACCGACCCUGAUCUCUUCUUCGCUCAGAUGCGCGCGAAACGUACGUGCGUGGGGGGAGGCUCGAACGGAGAGAAAAAAAGGAAAAGGAGGAGGGUGGUGUGAAGGGGAACGGCGACGCGGACGUACUCUAAUAUCUCUUUCGGGGAAUCUGUGCAUUUUUACCUAGCGAUGUGUGCAAGAAAGUACUUCGAGCUUCGUACUAACGUAUAGCGUAAGUUUGAGAUAUUAUCUAAGCUUCGAUUGAUUCUAUAACGCGGUCUCUAUCGCGUUUCUAGCAGCGUCCGAGAUAUACGACUACCACCAGCACCACCACCGUCGCGAGAUAACUCGAUCAGGACCCUUUGUAAUGUUCCUUCCAAGUAUAGCGCGCGAACACCGCUGCGACCAUAAUAAAUUUAAGAGCCGACAAAAACUCAACUCGCGGUUGCAGUGUUCAGUAGAAGAGUCCAUCGCAUCUCGCUGCGGCAAAUAUCCCCCGCGCGCGCGCGCACAUACACACACAUACACACAGGCCCGUAGACACGAGUCCAAGCGUAUUACGCUUAUUAACGCAGGACAUGCGAUUGUUCAAAAGGAAGCGAUCUUUUACAUCGUAAGGAUGACCGACGAGCCGCGACGGACGCCGCCGCCCGUACGGUGGGCGAACACGUACAGACACAUAGACAUAAAUCCACCAUACUCUCCAGCCCCCUUAUUUCAUUUGUCAGUCGAUCUCGCAUCCCCGAGUGCACGUAGGUGAACACGAUUCAACGAGAGGAAAUACCGUAGGGCAAAACCUUCCCCCUCUCUGAUAGGGAUCAGAGCAAGAAAGAGGGAAAAAAAGAAAAAAAAAUAGAGAGAAAAGCAAAAAAAAGUAGAAGGAGGUGAGACGAAGGAUCCCUAAAACAAAACGACAAAAAAAAAUCGACGAUAAUUCUCGCUCUCUGUCGUCUCUCUCUCUCUCUCUCUCUUUCUCUUUCUCUCUUUGCAUUAUUAAUGUUAUAUAUGGGCAUAUAUUUAUUGAAUUACUUGGGGAAUGUUAAGAGAGGUGAUAUAAACACCACGAACAACAAGUCGCGACGCGCGGCCAGUGGGUUUAUUCACCGCGCGAAAAAGGGGAUCGCCUGAUCGGUGAUCGCGAUUCAAACGUUUUUUGUCGAAUUUACUUCAUUAAUAAUGACGAAUCUUUCUACACGUUCGUACAUUCUCUAUUACUAUUAUGACUUACGCAUAUAAUAAUGUAAUUUUGAUGGACGAAGAAAGAAAGAAAGCAAAGGAAAUGAGGAGUCUCUCUAUCUGCGAGAAAUCGGAUGAACACACUUUUGCCAUCUUGUUAUAUAUAUAUAAAUAUAAAUAUAAAAAAACUAUACAUAUAUGUUAUAGCAUGUAUAUGAGUGCGGGCGCGUGCGCGUGCACGAACGUGAAUACGUAUGCACUGACGACGACGAGGACGAUCAUUAAUGUUGGAAGCCGCCAAGAAUCAUUAUAACGCAUCGUUAUUCUAAUCGAACUAACGGCCGUAUCCGUUGGAACUAUCAGUCACGAAGGAAAGUCUCAGCGCUGUUCGCCAAGUUUCCGUUCCUUUCAGCGUCUCGAAGCUUUCGCGUGUUUCCGCACGUCGCGUGAAAAACGUAUCUCCAUCCACAUUGUGUAUUGUAUUUUCGCAUUUUCCGGCUCUCGUGCAAGAAACGAGAAAGAAAGAAAGAAAGAGAGAGAGAGAGAGAGAGAGAGAGAGAGAGACGACCUGAAAUUGUCGAGCGAUCGCUAAGCCGCCCGAGUGCAGCGUCGGCCGAUAACAAUGCAUCACCGAGCUGACAUGCCGUUAACUAUGAAGGUUGCGUUCGUGCGGUCGCACGCGCACCCGCGGCACCUACGCGUAUGUAUAUUGAUACAAGAUACAGAUACGAUUUAAUAUAUUACAGAUAUAUAUACUAUAUGAAGAAAUAUAUAUGUGUAUAUAUAUAAAUAAACAUAUAUAUAUAUAUAUACACAUAUGUAUAUAAAUAUAAACAUAAAGUUUUACGAUUAAGGGAUAGUUAUUUCUACUACUCUAAUUUGUCGCUUCUACGUGUGAUUGUUGUAUAAAACGAUUCAUUGAUUUGUUAUUAUUGUUAUUACACGAUUAUCAUUAACGUUAACAACUAUUACUACUAUAUUAUACGUCGUCGCUGUCGCGGAGAGGAAAACGAAAAAAAAAGAAGAAAAAAGGGAAAGCGAUCCCGCUCUCACCUUAUCUAGCGCGAAUCGACUCGCAUUCAAAUGAAGAUUCAAAGUAUAUGAUAUAUAUAUAUAUAUAUAUAUAUAUAUAUAUAUAUAUAUAGCGUGUAACGGUCUUUAUUAUAAACGUUUAUAAAUACGAGUUUACGGACGUUAACAAUAACGAUCGAAUGGCUAAAGUCGAUAUAUCCAAGAUUUUAGAUAUAUCUCCACCGUUUUUGAGAGCUCGAAGAAGCGCACGCGCGCGCGCACGCGGCGCACUACUAUUAUUAUUCUAAAUAUCAUUAUUAUUUGUAUUUGAUAGUUAAUUCGUAACCGAAGGGAUUCUUCAAACGCGCGGAGGGGGACGUGUCUCGCGAUGCUCGCGUCGGAUUUCUCGCUGAAAGUUAUCUUUCGCUCGAGAGCCUAGGUUCAGGAACUCGUUCGAAUUAAGACCGUACAAUAGAGUAUCGAAACUAUUACAUUGUAUUGACGCAAAGUGCAGGAUAACGGAUGCACGUAUCAGAAGGGAAAUUCGCGCGCCGUUCUCUGCUCGGAGAACUUUUCCCGCGUUCGUCCGGCGGAAUUUAUCUCUUCCUUUGCAAGAUAUCAACGUAAACGUCUCUCACUUUACUCUUUCGACGUAGCACGUGUGCUCUCUGGCAGUUCCCGAACGACGACGCCAAUUCUCUUCUGACACGCGUGUACAGUGGCGUGACUGACGUUUCGGAGGCCUUUUGGGAACUUUGAGGUCCUUUAUCUCUUUGCAUCCAUUUCUCUUUUCUAUUUCUUCCCCCUCUCCUAAUUUCACUCCUCCUCUGUUACUUUCCCCGCUUUCCCUUCUUUCGUCUCUUCUCUCCGUCUCUCUCGUCCUUUUUUCAAUCUCCGGAGAUCUCCGUAACGUGAAUUCGCCAACCAACGGAGUCUGCGAAAUCGUUGGUUACACCACUGGCAUAUGAUAUAUAGUGUAAAACUAUACCGUAUUAUAUGUAUAAUCUCCAGAUUUCUCACAUUCCGUAGCGGUUUGCUCAUUUCCAUCUUGGCUCGUACUGUAAUCCCUUUCUCCAAAUUUCUCCCCGCCAGUGUGUGAACGAUCCUUCGCUGCCAGUCGCGCGUCCAACGCACGAACGUUUUAACGAAGAAAGCGUGGCGAGGAAUCUCAAGCUUAAUGUGUUCGACCAUGUGUUUCGUCGUUGUGCUGUCCUUCUGGUUUGUAUAUCGAGUAUGUGAUUCGGAGCUCAUUGUACUCGUGCCUAUUUUGUGCGAGAACGGCAAGAAUCGAGGAUUAUAACGAUUGUUAUAACACGGGCUUCUCGCGAUUACGUUAGCGCGCGUUUACAAAUGCCGUAGAAUUUAGUUGCCACGCGUGGAACGACGGAUGGAUCCUUGAUAACCUUAGCCCUUGUCGAUCGAAUUCUUAAUCGGUAGCUAUCGUAUAUUCCUUGUAUUUCGGUCAAUGAUAACGAAGAGAUUUCGCACCCAGUUCGAUGGAAGAGAUAAAAACGAAACAGAGACUAUCAUUACGUGAGAAUAAGGACAGCGACUUGAAAAUAGCGCACAAGGAAACCACAUCCUCUCAUAUUUUCGAAUAUUUACGCCGAUACUACGACGAUUACUUUUUCUUGUAAAUAUAUCUUCUUCGUGAAAACUGAUCGACACGCCAUUUGUUUCAAACUAGCUUCGAACUAAUCGUAAAAACUGCUAGUUCCUCGUUUUUCAUCGUUAAAUGUAAUGCGUAUCGAUAAAGUAUCGUUGAUCGUUUUGAUUUUUGCUGUCCAGCGCGACGCAGCAAUUCUGUAGCCCGGCAUCCACGGCGCGUCUAAGAGAAAUCUACGUCACAAUCUCACAUUCGAGAACUGUAAUUCGUUGCGCGUUCAUAGAAGCGCGACGUACACCCCGAAAGAAAGAGAAUAAAAAGAAUAUAUAUACAUACA
This is a messenger RNA of Dinoponera quadriceps, 8021 nucleotides long. It is a transcript of the gene CaMKII, whose product is annotated as calcium/calmodulin-dependent protein kinase type II alpha chain. The coding region runs from base 398 to 2149 and encodes 583 amino acids. Gene Ontology annotation, cellular component: cytoplasm; neuron projection. Gene Ontology annotation, biological process: protein phosphorylation. Gene Ontology annotation, molecular function: calmodulin binding; calcium/calmodulin-dependent protein kinase activity; ATP binding. The record is from RefSeq and is a predicted model, not a curated record. Lineage: Eukaryota; Metazoa; Arthropoda; Insecta; Hymenoptera; Formicidae. The transcript has 18 exons.